CGUCCGGUCCCGGUUUCCCCGGCGACAGCGGCGGGCUGGUCCGCGUGUGGUGUCUGGGCUUCGCAGGCAUGGGGACUCCUCCAGGCCUGCAGACUGACUGCGAGGCGCUGCUCAGCCGCUUCCAGGAGACGGACAGUGUGCGCUUCGAGGACUUCACGGAGCUCUGGAGGAGUAUGAAGUUCGGGACCAUCUUCUGUGGUAGAAUGAGAAAUUUAGAAAAGAACAAGUUUACAAAAGAAGCAAUAGCUUUGGCUUGGCAAUAUUUUUUACCUCCAUACACCUUCCAGAUCAGAGUUGGUGCUUUGUAUCUGCUAUACGGAUUAUAUAACACCCAACUGUGUCAACCAAAGCAAAAGAUUAGAGUUGCCCUGAAGGAUUGGGAUGAAGUUUUAAAAUUUCAGCAAGAUUUGAUAAAUGCACAACAUUUUGAUGCAGCAUAUAUUUUUAGGAAACUACGACUAGACAAAGCAUUUCACUUUACAGCUAUGCCCAAAUUGCUAUCAUAUAGGAUGAAGAAGAAAAUUCAGCGAGCUGAAGUUACAGAAGAAUUUAAGGACCCAAAUGAUCGUGUAAUGAAACUUAUCACUUCGGAUGUAUUAGAGGAAAUGCUGAAUGUUCACGAUCAUUAUCAGAACAUGAAACAUAUAAUUUCAGGCGAUAAAUCCAAUCCAGACAAAGCCCUCAGCUUGAUAAAGGAUGAUUUUUUUGACAAUAUUAAGAACAUAGUUUUGGAGCAUCAGCAGUGGCACAAAGACAGAAAGAAUCCACCCUUAAAAUCAAAAGUUAAAGAUGGAGAAGAAAAGAGAGAAGGAAAUUCACAAGAAUCAGAGAGAUGUGAAAGGGCAGAAUCUUUAGCGAGAAUAAAAUCAAAGGCCUUUUCAGUUGUCGUUCAGGCAUCCAAGUCAAGAAGGCAUCGUCAAGUCAAACUUGACUCUUCUGACUCUGAUUCUGCAUCUGGUCAAGGACAAAUCAAAGCAACUAGGAAAAAAAGAAACAAAGAAACAUUGAAAUCAGCAGGAAGGAAGACAUCUUCUAGAAACAAAGAUGACCUGCAGAAUGUAAAUAAGGAAGAUAAAUCUUUAAGGCUGAGUAUGCCUGUAAUUACAGAAGAGGAAGAGGACAAUGGAAGUUUUAGCGAAACAGAGUUCACUGCACCCAAGAGGAAAAGAAAAUACAGAACAAAGAACCCAGCGAAGAAGUCUUAAUUUUGACAUCUCUGAUAAAAGAAAAGAUUUAUAUUUUGGAUAUUGAACAGGAAGACUGCCAGUAUUAAAAAUAAUUCUUCUGGGAAACUAUAGGUUAUUUCUCUGAAAUGGCAACAUCUUAAUAUUGCUCUAGAUUUAUAAAGGAACAAAAAAUUAGAAAUAAGAAUUUCCUUUUAUGAAACCUGCAUAAAUGGAAAUAAAAUUUGGAUUUAGAAUGUAAUAGAAAUAAUCCUUUUAUUUGCAGAUUAUUAUUGUUUCCUAUAAGUUUUUGUGAUGUUAUACCUCUUAGAGUUCUGAUAUUAACUAUUUAAGAUAUUUGUUUUUGAAGUAAUAAUGUUUAUUACAUAUAAGUGGAUUAUUAAAUUUAUAGUAUGGUAAUGGGUUCAUUUAUGGUAUGUAUUAACUUUUAUAUAUUGUAUGGUUAAGUGCAAUACAAUUUUUGCCUUAUUUGCUUUAUUUUUGAACAUAUGAAACUUAUGGUCAGUAACUUAUAUGAUUGAUAUUUAGGAAGCCCAGUUUCUACUUCUGUAAUCAAUUAAAUAGUCUUUGGUGUUUGUUUUAAAGCUCCCUUUGGCCUGACAUUUUGUAUGUAUAUGUGUAUAUGUAUGUAUAGAUAUGUUUGUAUGUGCCAUAUCUAUACAUAUAUGAUCAUUUCAGUACAUUGUUUAAAUACAUUUAAAUACUAAUUAUUUUUAUUUUUUUAAAAGAUUUAUUUAUUUUGGGGGAGAGAGCAUGCAUGUGUGUGUGCACACAUCUGUGUGUGUGCACACAUUUUUGGCUAGUGGAGCAGAGGGAGAAGGAGGGAGAAUCCUCAAGAGUUGGCUGUUUAACUGGCUGAACCACUAAUACUAAAUACUAAUUAUUUCUAAUAAAACCUUUAAGAGUGAUAAUGUAAUUUCCAGAAUGUGUUAUGGUACAGAGUAGAUGAUACUCACGGAAAAAGAUUUCUAAACUUUGUGGACAUGCCUCUGUUAAUUUCUCUCUUAAGACAUUUAAAUGGAGAUCACUUAAGCCAUGUUGUUUGAAUUGCUGCUACUAACAGACCAUCUCCACACCAUGUGGUUGGCUCAGCCUUUUUUUUUUUAAUAAUUUUUUUUAUUUGACAGAGAUCACAAGUAGGCAGAGAGGCAGGCAGAGACAGAGAGAGGAGGAAGCAGGCUCCCUGCUGCGCAGAGAACCCGAUGCAGGACUCGAUCCCAGGACCCUGAGAUCAUGACCUGAGCUGAAGGCAGAGACUUAACCCACUGAGCUACCCAGGCACCCUGGCUCAGCCUGUCUUACAGUUGAUUAUACUCCAUGUUGUUUUCCAGCAUUGUAUAUUCAGGAAUUUUGCAAAUGUCCAGUGAGUGAAAAUGUGUGAUAUGUAUAAUCUUUUAAGUUAAAAAUACUGAUGCUAGCCCAAAUAAACUUUCAUUUAUUAGAAUGUA
Mustela lutreola (European mink) is the source of this 2632-nucleotide messenger RNA. It is a transcript of the gene SNAPC1, whose product is annotated as small nuclear RNA activating complex polypeptide 1. Gene Ontology annotation, biological process: snRNA transcription by RNA polymerase II; snRNA transcription by RNA polymerase III. Bases 69 to 1205 code for a protein of 378 amino acids. Gene Ontology annotation, molecular function: sequence-specific DNA binding. Gene Ontology annotation, cellular component: snRNA-activating protein complex. NCBI's taxonomy places the organism in Eukaryota, Metazoa, Chordata, Mammalia, Carnivora, Mustelidae. The transcript has 10 exons. The record is from RefSeq and is a predicted model, not a curated record.